AUGGCCGAGAACCAAGUCUACCGGGCCAGCACCACGGCUCCCGUCAACAUUGCGGUCGUCAACUCCCUUUCUGUGACCCUCGCCCAGUCUGACCUCCGAACCCUGACGACGGCCUCGACAUCCGCCUCAUACCCCGAGGGCGACAGCCUGAUCCUCAAUGGCGAGCCAUCCGAUAUCACGGGCGCCCGCACCCAAGCCUGCUUCCGCGAGCUGCGCGCCCGCCGCGCUGCCCUCGAGGCCAGCGACAGCUCCCUGCCCAAGCUCGCCGCCCUGCCCCUUCGCGUCGUCUCCGAGAACAACUUCCCCACAGCCGCGGGCCUCGCCUCUUCCGCUGCUGGCUUUGCCGCCCUCGUCCGCGCCAUUGCCGACCUCUACCAGCUCCCCGAUACCCCGGACCAGCUCUCGCUCGUCGCCCGCCAGGGCUCCGGCUCGGCCUGUCGCAGUCUCUUCGGCGGCUACGUCGCCUGGCGCAUGGGUUCCGCCGCCGACGGCUCCGACUCCAAGGCAGACCUCGUCGCCGAGGCGUCCCACUGGCCUGACAUGCGUGCCCUGAUCCUCGUCGUCAGCGCCGCCAAGAAGGGCGUGUCGUCGUCCUCGGGCAUGCAGCAGACCGUCGCCACCUCGGGCCUCUUCCAGCAGCGCAUCCAGACUGUCGUCCCCGCCAACAUGGACCUCAUGGAGCAGGCCAUCCGCGAUCGCGACUUUGCCAAGUUUGCCGAGGUCACCAUGCGCGAUUCCAACUCGUUCCACUCGACCUGCGCCGAUACCUACCCGCCCAUCUUCUACAUGAACGACGUUUCGCGAGCCGCCAUUCGCGCAGUCGAGGCGAUCAACGCCGCUGCUGGCCGGACUGUUGCGGCGUACACCUUUGAUGCGGGCCCGAACGCCGUCAUUUACUAUCAGGAGGCCGACGAGGCCACUGUUGUCGGCGCGUUCACUGCUGUGCUCGAUGGCGUUGGUGGUUUCAAGGAGAGGGCACAGGGACUGAAGUCUGAGGCUAAGCUGGAUGAGGUCUUGGCCGGCAUUCUCAAGGGUGGUGUGAGCUGUGUCAUCAUGACUGGUGUUGGCGAAGGUCCCCUCAAGUCGGAUGAGUAUCUAGUGGGUGAGGAUGGUGAGCCCGUUAAGAGGUAA
Verticillium dahliae VdLs.17 is the source of this 1131-nucleotide messenger RNA. Its product is annotated as diphosphomevalonate decarboxylase. Gene Ontology annotation, cellular component: cytosol. The transcript has 2 exons. NCBI's taxonomy places the organism in Eukaryota, Fungi, Ascomycota, Sordariomycetes, Glomerellales, Plectosphaerellaceae. Bases 1 to 1131 code for a protein of 376 amino acids. The record is from RefSeq and is a predicted model, not a curated record. Gene Ontology annotation, biological process: isoprenoid biosynthetic process; isopentenyl diphosphate biosynthetic process, mevalonate pathway. Gene Ontology annotation, molecular function: ATP binding; diphosphomevalonate decarboxylase activity.